Melospiza georgiana is the source of this 4406-nucleotide messenger RNA. It is a transcript of the gene TENT5D, whose product is annotated as terminal nucleotidyltransferase 5D. NCBI's taxonomy places the organism in Eukaryota, Metazoa, Chordata, Aves, Passeriformes, Passerellidae. Gene Ontology annotation, biological process: mRNA stabilization. The record is from RefSeq and is a predicted model, not a curated record. The coding region runs from base 316 to 1491 and encodes 391 amino acids. Gene Ontology annotation, molecular function: poly(A) RNA polymerase activity; RNA binding. The transcript has 4 exons.
GCCGCUCGGUGACUGAGAGUCCCCCGCAGCCGCUCGGGAGCUGAGCGUCCCCGCAGCCGCUCGCUCUCCCGGGGAGCUUUGUGUUUCUGUCAGCGACAAGAUGACAAUUCAUAUUUCUACCAAAUGAUUCAGUGACUCAUCCUAUUAACUCUGCUGGAAUACACGCUCCCAGUCGUCCUGCCACGGUUUCCCAGAUGUUUUACUGCUUCUCCUUGUCUCAUCUGGGUUUAAAUUACGACUGGAAGUCUCUCCACAUUUGACAUUCCUGCCUUUGGAACUUAUGCCAGCUGCAGUUCUAAACCAACCAAUACCACAAUGACUGAGGACUUGGACCACAGAUUCAGUUAUCUCACCUGGGAUCAGAUUAAAAUCCUGGAUCAGGUUUUGACUGAGGCUAUACCUAUUCAUGGGAGAGGAAAUUUUCCAACCCUGGAGGUAAAGCCUAAGGAUAUAAUCCAUAUGGUAAAGGAGCAGCUCAUUGAGAAGCAGAUCCAUGUCAGGGACAUCCGCCUGAACGGUUCCACUGCCAGUCACAUCCUGGUGAAGCACAAUGGCACCAGUUACAAGGACCUGGACAUCAUUUUUGGAGUGGAACUUCUCAGUGAGCUCGAGUUCCAGGUGGUAAAGGAAGCGGUUCUCAAUUGCCUAUUGGACUUCUUGCCAAAAUGCGUUAACAAGCAAAAAAUCACGGCUCAGACCAUGAAAGAUGCCUACGUGCAGAAGAUGGUCAAAGUCUCCACCGACCACGACCGCUGGAGCCUCAUCUCCCUGUCCAACAACAGCGGCAAGAACGUGGAGCUGAAGUUCGUCAGCUCGCUGCGGCGGCAGUUCGAGUUCAGCGUGGACUCCUUCCAGAUCAUCCUGGACUCCAUCCUGGCCGUCUACAGAGCCUCAGACCGGCCCCUGACGCAGGACUGCCACCCCGCCGUCAUCGCCGAGAGCAUGUACGGGGACUUCAGCCAGGCCAUGGACCACCUGAAGUACAAACUGAUCUCCACCCGCAACCCGGAGGAGAUCCGGGGAGGCGGCCUCCUCAAGUACAGCAACCUCCUGGUGCGUGACUUUAAGCCGGCGGAUGAGGCUGAAAUUAAAUCUCUGGAACGUUACAUGUGCUCCAGGUUCUUCAUUGAUUUUCCCGACGUUGCCGAGCAGCAGAGGAAAAUCGAGUCCUACCUGCGCAACCACUUCAUCGGGGAGGAGAAGAGCAAGUACGACUACUUGAUGACCCUGCGUGGGGUGGUGAACAAGAGCACAGUCUGCCUGAUGGGGCACGAGCGAAGACAAACCCUCAACAUGAUCACAAUCCUGGCUUUAAAAGUGCUCGGAGAACAGAACAUCAUCCCCAACGCGGCCAAUGUCACGUGCUACUAUCAGCCUGCUCCCUAUAUCAGUGACAGAAACUUCAGCAGCUACUACAUUGCCCAUGGACAACCCCCUGUGUUCUACCAGCCGUACCCUUUCCACAUACAGCUACAGAGCGGGAUGGUGUAGGAGCACUCCAGCCUCCAAGCACUCACCACUCCUCCCUUUCCAGUUCUCUCCUUAAUAAAGGCCUCAUUAAAGCGAGUUUUAUCAGCACUUUUGAGUUAAGGACAUAUUUUUGUGCAAGUUGCCAAAGUUGUUUGGUUGGUCAAUGUCUAACUCACCAUUAAGCAGGUGAAAUAAGUGAAGCGUCUGUCAUUCGUGAAGUGUUUAUACCUUGAUGUGUGUUUGGGCUGUAUUUUUUUGCAAUGAAAAGAGAAGGAUAUAAAUUAUUCUAAUUUUGUAAAAAUGAAAUGCACUAAGUUCUGGGUUCUAAAAAAAAAUUCUUAAGAAAAAUGUAAAUGGUGUCAAUGAAAACUGAAGCCAAUUAAAUACCUCUCUGUAGAAAUGCCUGAUGUUAGAAGGGACAGUGCUCUGGGUAUGUCAAAGUCAAUCAUCCCUUGGUUUUAUCCAUGCAGUUCCAGCAACUUUUAUUUGCAGCACCUUUGAAACCACACAUUGCUGGGUCAUCUCUUGGUGGCUGAUUGUUCCUCAGGUCAGUCAGAAACUCGGGGUCACUCCCCUCUCCACAGAACUGGUUUGUGCUGGUGAGCAGGGAAUGCCCCUGCCAAGAGCAGACUCAGCAUUUUGUGUAUCUGAAAUUUCCACUGAUCCCAGGGAAAGAUUUGGCUGCUCAAGUCAGGCAGCAUCAGAGCCCAGGAUCUGCCUCACAGAUAACAAAAGCUGUAAGGGGUACAACUAUUCUGAUUAAAUUGGUUUUGAAAACCAAGGCAAGAGGAUGAGAAAGGAGGUGAAAAUUGAGCAGAAUGGGCUCACUUUCUAUCACUAAUUUGUUAUUGAUCACAGCUGCUUUAAUGCACAACAAACAGAGUCAGGAAAAAACUCCAAAAGCCCAGGACUGGCGCUAUUUUUGGGUGAAUUUUAAAAAAUCCUUGGCAGUGGCAUUUGAAAAACUCUUUUGUACUGGUAAAGUCCUGUCUGUGUUUAGAUACCUGCACACAUCCACCGGUAGCAAACAAGGAUUUACGAUCAGGAAGCAAAACAUGAAUUAUACAUUUUUGUGUGUGUGAGUGUUUACCAAAGAUAAGUUUUAAACAUGUCACAUAAGUGCCUCCCUGUGCCAGUUGCUCCAUGAAAUGCUGGAAAUGGUGCCAGAGAGUUCCUAAAUUAUGGAAAGGGAAACAUGGAAAGGGAAACACACCCUGGCGUUGCAGAGUGGUUGUAGCAGUGACGGGCAGAGGGUUUCUCCAGGAUGAGCAGGUUUGGGACAGAUGGAUCUAAAAACCAAACCAAACUUGGGAAAAGGAAUAUGGAACAAGGACUAGUGGGAAAAGGAGGUUUGGAAGGGGUGUGGGUGUAAAAUGGGAACAGCCAACUGGAAAUGCAAGCUGUAGAGUUUCUUACAUUGACUUUGUGUGUCGCUGUGUUGUCCCUGUCACUGUUCAUCCUCAUCUCCUCGGCUCCAGAGCAGUGGCUGCAUUGCAUCCAUUUCCAACAGGUGUCAGGCCUUGGGAAUUUCUUCUACUUGGGCACAGGAGUUUGAUUUAUUUUACAGAGAAAUGUGGUCUAUAAAUGUGCUGUUUUGAAUCAAACAUUUCUAAAUUUUCUAAGGUCUGUGAAGUCUGAUUGCCAGUGAAAUGUAGCUUCCCUUUCCCCCAUUAUAUUCCUGUACAUUUGAACAAAGAAUUGUUCAAAGACCAUAAUCACUAAAGUCGACUUUUUUCUGUAAAAUACAGUGCAAAAAAUUGGUAUUUCUACAAAAUAAGGUUUUGCUGAUGAAUCUGAUUAAUUUUGUGAUGUCUUUCAUGAAUAGAGUACUGUUACUUUUGCUGAUUUUUCAGGUAUGUAUAAUUUGGUGUCUGAAAGCACACUUUAUUCCGCUUCCACUAAGAUAUUUCUGUUGGUUAAACUAUAAUUAAUAAAACCAUCAAUUCUAAUUGCUCUGUGAUCAGCUGUGGUAGCACCAUGUUUGCAUGAAAGCACUUCUAGGGAAUUCCCCCUGUCAGGAGCAAAAUGGAGUGAGACAUGGUGGAUUCCUUUAAUUUCUGUUUUAAUUGAGCUGUCAGGAUGACAAAGGGAACCUUUCCAUUUCGUUUGGUGUUUGCCAUGUUAAAUAGCACUGUGAAAUUCUGUCAGAGCCUUACGUGGGUCACAUCCCUGCUACUGCUUGGGAUCUGCAGGGAUGAGGAGCUGAGAGCUGGGCUGGGCAAUCUGUGGGAAUCAGGCAUCCAAAUGCCUUAAAUUUCAGGGGGAAGGGGGCUCCUGAUCUCUUUAGAUUUGUUGGAAAGUCUCAGUCCAUCUGCACUGACCUGUGACCUUAAUGUAGUGUUGCCACAUUGAUUUAUUACUGCUCCACUCCCUGGUGUCCGUGGUUGCUGGUUGGAAAAAUGGGUUGAUCUCCCCAAGAACCAGGGAACAGGUCAGGCAGGAAGGAGCAUUUUCAGCGUGUCUUGCAUGGCCAGUGAUCCAAAACCCAGAAAAAUUCUUCUCUAAGGUGUUCUCCAACCAACAAGUAGAAACAUGCAUUGGGUAAAGCACUAAAAUACUUUUAAAAUCAGAUAUUGUGGAAAUAUCAGGAGUGGUGAACUCGCUGUGGAUUUGUAUAAGCCAGCCUGUGCACUUGUGCAGAACUUUAUUUAGAUAUAUAUUGAAUUCUGUCACCUCUCUGUUGAUCCAGGUUAGGUAGGGAAGGGCUCAGCCAAAGUCCCUGGAGCUGGUGGGAAGAACCCCCCUGGCUGCAAUGGGCUUUGUACCCCAGGAAAGAGGAAAAACUUAGGGGAGCACCUACAGGCAAAGGUACAAAGACAUCAAUAUGCAAAAAUCUCUCAGGUAUAAAUAAACCCUUUAAAUUUAUGGAAAAAAGGUCUUAUAUUUCUUACCUAGAGGUAGUUCAGUUCUGAAGGUUGAGGUUGUGAUUUUGUAUA